AUGGGUGCAGCGUUCGGACAGAAGCCCCUCGGGCCGGUUCUGCACCUUUACCGGUCACAGUUGCACCCUCAACAUCGGCAAAUUACUUAUACGAAGCCAUCUUCCAAAAACCUCGAACCCCACUUUAGUGUCGAAAGCCAAGCCUUUGGUGGCUCAGCAUUGAAGAAAUCCUCCAGUGUGGCAAGUACAGGGUCCAAAAGAAUGAUUCCCCUCGGAACCGGCAGACCAAGUCCAGAAUACUAUCCCUGGAUUCGCUCGCUUGAAUCAAAGCAAUUUGAUACCUAUUCGGAGGCCAUUACGAAGGAAACGAAUCCACCUGCUGCGAAUGGUCACCAUCAGCUAGCCCUCCAGGUCUCUACCAAGCAUGACGACGGCUACAAUUUGGCGCUUGCUUUGAAUUAUGGCCAUGCUCAUGUCGAGCUGGUUCAUAACCCGUCUUACUCUAAUUGGGAUACUUGCCUUACCGCAGGCACGACUUCAGCCCUGGAAAUUGCCUUCCGCAUCUUCUGCAACAGAGGCGAUAUAGUCUUAUCAGAAAAAUACACAUAUCCUGGAACCAUCAAAGCUAUCAAUCUGGUCGGAGCGCAGAUGCAAGCUGUGGAUCUAGAUAAAGCGGGUGCAAGUGCCAUAUAUCUCAAAGAAAUCCUGGACAAAUGGGACAUUUCCCGGGGACCGAAACCUACAGUCUUUUACACUAUCCCCUGUGGUCAGAAUCCUACCGACACCACUCAAUCACUCAAGAGACGGCAACAAAUUCUUGAAGUCGCUGAAGAGCAUGUUUUGAUCAUCAUCGAGGACGAUCCAUACUAUUUCCUUCGGCCAGGAUUAUGCUCAACGGGAGCGGACUCCGAUAUCUCGGCAGAUGGUGUCCCUUCAUACCUUUUCCUGGACACAUUCGGGCGUGUAGUACGAUUGGAUUCUACAUCCAAGAUUCUGGCACCUGGUCUUCGUGCUGGCUGGGUUACAGCCAAUGCCAGUAUUAUUGAAAAGUUCCUUGCCUAUCAAGAGGUCAGCACUGUGGCAGUGAGCGAGCCUGUACAAAUGAUGCUUUACAUAUUACUUGAUGACAACUGGGGCCAUACAGGCUUCUUCUCUUGGCUCGACUUCCUGUCCCAGCAAUACCGGAUUCGCCGAGACCUCAUGCUGGAGGCUUGUAGUAAGUAUCUCCCACAAGAUAUUUGUACCUGGGUGCCACCUGACUAUGGGAUGUUUCUCUGGUUGGAAUUGGAUUGGAGAAAACACCCUCAAUUCAAGGAUGGCCUGUCGUGUGGGAGCUUGAGUCUGAACCUACUCGAGAUUGAGAAUAAUAUACUACAACUGGCUUUGGAAGAUGGUGUUCAGGUCACAAAGGGUUCUCUCUUUCGCUGUUCAAAGAAACCUAUAGAGGAAUUACAUUUUCGGAUGACCUUCGCAGCUGCUUCUGAACAGGAUUUGACUCAAGGUGUUAGAAUCUUUGCAGGUUCUAUAAGGAAGGAAUUUACUAUCUAUUAA
Messenger RNA from Penicillium malachiteum, 1491 nucleotides. Its product is annotated as aminotransferase-like domain-containing protein. The record is from RefSeq and is a predicted model, not a curated record. Gene Ontology annotation, molecular function: aromatic-amino-acid:2-oxoglutarate transaminase activity; L-2-aminoadipate:2-oxoglutarate transaminase activity; pyridoxal phosphate binding. Lineage: Eukaryota; Fungi; Ascomycota; Eurotiomycetes; Eurotiales; Aspergillaceae. Gene Ontology annotation, biological process: L-tyrosine biosynthetic process; aromatic amino acid catabolic process. Bases 1 to 1491 code for a protein of 496 amino acids. The transcript is spliced from 5 exons.